AUGCAGCUCCCAAUUUUAUCUACCCCGGAGGGACGAAAGACUUGGUCGACCUCGGGGGGACUCGAACCUACGACCUCGCGGACGUUAGAAAUGAGUCUUACCAGCUGAGCUCCCUUUUUUUCUUUCUAAGAUGCUGAAAAAUCUUUUGGAAAUUCCUACAAACCUUUCUGAAGUUUUGAGAUGCUGAAAGUAACGCAUUAAAGUUAUUUCUUUUCCAAAGUUUCAAAGAAGUUAAGUUAGUUUUCGCACCAAAAAGAUCAACAAAUUUUUGAAGUUGAGUUUUGAAGUAGAAAUUUUAUCAUGGAGAGUUGAAAAACUUUCUGAAUUAUUUUUGAUGUUAUUGCGACUCUGUACAAAACCCUUGAAAUUCCAAUCAGCACAAAGAUCGUUUCGGCAGCUAAAGCUAGACAUCCGGAAGCAAAAUGUGGCACGAUGCUUGGGCAGGCGAUUCUCGCGCAAAGACUUGAACUGUCACCGGCGGCCAGGGCUAUUCCGGUCGGCCGCAGGCUUUUUCUUUUUCCGCUGUUCCCGCGUUUUCCGCACCGCCGACCGCCCACGCGCCAGCCAUUUCAAUCCUCUUUUGACCGUUCCUCGGCGUUCCUUUUUGGGAAUCGGAGCAGCGGUUCGAGAUAGCAGCAUGGCUUCGCAGCGCUUGACUUCCUGGAGCAGAUGGGACAUCCCUCAACCAGGUGAGAUUUUAAUUGUGUUUUUUUUAUUUGGUAUCGCUGGAAAUAUUCUUGACAAGAAUUGACUUCUCAAUUUCAACCUUAUCAUCUCACCUAUGCCUUGACUGCUUUUCUUAACUUAGGAUUGCAAAAUCAAUAGAAUUUGUUUCAAAAGUUUUUUUUGCUGUUUUCAUCUGUAACUAUUAAAAGACUAUUCCCGGGACAAGGUGCAUUUGUUUUUCAGCUUUCAUCAGAACUAGAGCUUUUUUUGGUUUUUGUAAAGAAAAUAUUUGACAAGAAUUUAGUUUCAUUUCAUUGAAAGGCAGUGCAAAAAUUUUUUGAUUCAUAACAACUUUUUUGUCACAAUUAUAAUCCCAGAUGAAAAUCCUUAAUUGUCAAUGGUUUUUCUGGUUUGAUGAAAUGAACCUUUUUUGCUCAAAUUUUUUUUCUCCCAUAUGUUUCAAAUCAAAAUCAAAAACUCGUGAUGUCCACUAGCCAUAUUAUAUGUGCACAGCCGCGCCCAUUUUCCCGAAGUAGAGAGAUUAUAGAACCGAAGCAGCAGACAAAAAGCUAAUCGCCUCUGUUUCAAAAACGGAGCUGCUUUGAUCAAAAUAGGACGCUAUUUCGGGUUAUUUCAGGAGGAGUCGUCGUUCCGUCGUCGGCUCAGAGGUUCUUCGAACAGGUUCUGAUAAAUCCAUCUAUCAUCAAUGUUCAACGAUCAGGCCUUGUGGAGCAACGCGUCAAUAGUGGGUUUCAACUUUUUUUUUCCUUUGAUUGAUUUCUACAGGGUUUCGGAAAAGUCUAAACUUUUAUUUGAGAAUUUUCGCAAGUGAAUAUUUGAGGAAAACAAUCUAAAAGAAAUAUUACUCUGUAAAAGUUUUUUUCUAAAACCCAGUUUCAAUCAAAAUUGUUUUAAUUUGUAAUUCCUAGGCUUCGAGUGAUGAAAGUAUGGAUAUUGACGUUUGAUUCACUCAAUUCAGAAUUUUUUUUUGGGUUUUUUUUCUGAAAACCACAGCAAAGCUGAAUCUUUCAGAAUGGCGAAAAAUAUCUCGAUAUUUUUCCAAUACAUUCGACAUUUCUCUGAUUUGAACGCUCAUUUUAAGCCAUCGACCCAUCCUUCUACGACUGCAUUUACGGCGUGGUCAACUCGGAAGAGACGAUCGUCGAGCAAUGCUACAGAGACAUUGGAUGUUGCGCCAACGGCUGUUGCACCAACUCUGAUUGGUGCGUGAAGUCGCCGCUUUCCGAUCUUAAACCUUCAGGCAAACGAAGUAUGGCUGGGCCGUCGCGCUCAUCUGUCUCUUCUGCCUGUUGGUGAUUGUGGCAAUGUCUUGCUGGGUCAUCGUUUGGCUCGUCAACCGGUCCAAAGACAAACGACAGAAGAAACAACUCCUUGGGCUCCCUAAUAUUUCACCUGCUACCUCUCAGGUUUUUGAACAAAUUGAUUCUGAGUUCUCAAGAAAAGGAAAAACUGAAAAAAACUGUCCGAAUAAUUUUCAAAGAUCUUGUCUCUUUCACUAUUCAUGAUGUUACUGUGCUGAUGAACUGCUUGGAUCCAACUCAAUUUAUUUUUCAUAUUCUAUUAUUCUUUUCGUGGCUUUUUCGAGAAACUAGAACCUUCUGAGACCUUCAAACUCUUGAGAUAAAAUUUUUACGGGUCAAAUCUUUCACUUUAUAAACCCCAAAAAUUGAAACCUUCUUGUUUCUUUGUUUUUUCAAGUUUCAAUCGUAUACACCGCCAGCGAAACACAUAAGAUAAUCCAAUCAGUUUUUGAUUCCAGAUGUCGUUGGCUUACCCGAUUCCCAACGGCUAUCAUUACGGCACCGGACCGUUUCAGUCGCCUCCUCUGAAUGGCUAUCGGUAUUGAAAUCGCUCACUAAUUCCGCUGCCCCACGCAUUCCGAACGUUCCAAAAUGGUCCUGAACGACUAUUUAAUCGACUCUUUGUUUGUACAUUUCGACUCCGAGAAUAACGCAUAUUUAUCGACCAUAUCCACUGACAUCGUAAUGCAAUAAACACUUAUCGUUAUUGAAGUUCUGCACAAAAAAAAGAAUCAAUCAAGAAACCCCAAAAAAAAGUUCUAUAUAAUAUUGUCUUCCUUAUAGGUCAAAAAAAUCCUCUGUGAAUAGCGCGCAACUUAAAGAUCUUCUUAGCUAUUGAUAGUUCAGGCUUGAGUGCUUUUUCCAUUUUUUUUUUUUGAAUUAUUCCACUGCUUUAAACAAAAAAAUCAAAGUUUUUUUCAAGGUUGUCUCAAAAAUUAAAAGAUUAUUUCGAAAAGUGGUCUACUUGGAUUUGACGUCUUUGAACAACUCAGCAAGGGUUCGGAAGUUGGAAGUUGUAAUAAAGAUUAUCGAGAACAAUUGAGUUUUACUGAAAUAUUAAGAUAGGAAUAAAAGAGAAAAAACUAUUCUAGCUAAGAAGUCAAUGAAAAGAACGGUGAAUUUCAUUUUGAAUAACUUUCGGAGGAGUGAUAAAUCUUCGAGUCUAUAUUUGUACAUCACGCAGGUAGAGCAAAUCUGGGUUGCGCUCUGGCGGACACGGGCGGUUUGCCGCGAAACGCCGCAACGAAGGCCGCAACUCCUCACUCUUCAUUCUGCCAUUCUUUGCGCAUUACGCGACGUUCCUUCUUAUCGUCGUCUUGAAACACAUUUUUUGUUUCUUUUUAUUCUUUUUGCUAUUCAUCACUUCCUAAUAUCUUCCAAUAUCUACUGAAUUUGAAAGUUUAUUAAAAACAGCUCGAUCAUGCGAAAUCUCGGAGGGCUAGGCACGCUUUUUUUUUCACGAUUUCGUCGCUCUCGUUUUACUCUGUUUUCAGAAGCAUCAGUUUAUCAAGAUUCAAGUUCAAAUGAUAUUACGAAAAAAUUUUUUUCGUAUAUUUCCUCUUUCAAUCUUCCGAUUAAUUCGUUUAUGUCUCGUCGCAAUUUGAACUUCAAAAUUGAGGUGCUCUUUUUGCAGUAACCGAUGGAAGCUUGGAGAGAGGCAUGAACAACCAGCCAUGUUUGGAAGGCUCACCGUUUCAUGAUAAGAAACCUGGACGUCAGAGUCAAAGUAAGAAAUCAUUUUUGAUAAGAUGAAUGGCAAUUAUUUGCAGGUCGAACCACAUCGAGAGGGAUGAAAGAGGUUCUCGUGUAUUCCGACCGAUGCAAAUAGCGAGUUCACCUAGCCGGCGACCGAUCAGAAGCCCAUGUUGAAGAGCAGCCGCCAUCCAGCUGCAGAUGAUCUCAGGCCAUGUCGAGGGAUCAACCAGGUCAUUGAAUAAAGUGAGUUGAGAGGCGAAAUCACAAUUGCAAGAUAUAAGUGUGAAAAACUGAUUAAGUUUACUAUAAUGGCGUCAUUCAAGCCAGGAAAUGCGUGUCUUGCAGUUCAUGUCAAUAAAAAGUAAACUAGUUGGAUGGUUCUAAUUAACGAUCAAAGAUUACACUAAAAUCACACCUGAAGUUUCAAAUCUUUGUAUUCCGGACGUUCAAAGCUAAACGAGCCAGUUUAUUCUCGGUUAUCCCUCGAGAUCUCAAAUUUUUCAGGCCGAAGGAUCAGUUUCGAAAGAAUUGAAGCGGAUUGAAGUGGUCUUUCGCUAUUUGACGAGAAGACAAAACUUGGGGACCAAACUUCCAGGAAUAGAAAGGCUUGAGGUGAAUAUCACAUUAAGAAUAAAAUCAUGACAAAAUACAACCGUCCCACAUUUCAAGAAUAAUUGUAAGAUAAAAAUAAACUCAUAGAGACAAAAAAUCUUUCUGAAAAAACUUCUGUGCAAUAAUCGCUUUGAAGUAAUUCAAUGAAUUUUUUCGAGUGGAAUCUAUAGAAACAAGAAAAAAAAUAGUAUUGUAUGAUGUGAAAUGUUCUUCAGAUCGGAAAAGGACGCAAGCUUGCUGGGGGAGGAGAACGGUGACGUCGAAGGAGAAUUGGCCGCCACCUCUUGUGCCUCCGCAAAGAAGACCGUCAGUUUUCAGAUAGUUACUUGCAUAGAAAUUAUGCUUUUCAAACUAUUAUUCUGAAGAACCUUUAAAUUAGAAUGAACAUCAAAAAAUAGUUUUGAAAAUUGAAAAACAUAGUACGAAAUCAAUCAAAGAUACAGUAUUCAUAAUGAUCUCACAUUUCAGAUCAACGAGAAAGUUGAGGGGAAUCCCGCCGUCGCCGUACCAGAAGAAACGCAAGCCGUUCCUGGCGCCACGACUGGGCAACUGUUCGCCGGUCGACUUCUCGGGCACGACAGGAGCCGAUUGCUUGGAAUCGCGGGAGAAUUUCGAGGAGACGGACGCGGAAGACGGAGGAGGAGAAAAGGGAAAAAAAAAACUCUUUCUCCCAAAUUUUCUCUUUCUUUUAUUCGUCUUCAGUCCGCAUGUCCCGUUGUUUGAGCCCUUCUCUUUUAGCGGCCAUUGUCCACCAUUCCGACUUUGCCCGAGUUGAAGUGUGCGUUGAGCUGAGUAAUCGCCCGCACACUUCCUCGUUGUUAGGAUGUGAUAAUUGUAGACGAGUUGUUUUUCAUAUUUCGUCGAAAUGUGAUUGACUUUAGGUCUUCCCCCACCAAAUUUAACCCUUGUUUUACAGUGUGCGCAGAGCUGAGUAAUCGCCCGCACACUGUAUGGUUAAUUAGGGAAAAUUGUUGUUGUUGAGUUGUUUUUCAUAUUUCGUUUGACUUUGAUUGAAUGUUGCUUUUCCUCAUUUGAUUUGAAGUUUUGAAUAAAAGUUUGCGCUGAGCUGAGUAAUCGCCCGCAUACUUUCUUCUUCAGAAGGUCUGAUUGUUGUAGAUGAGUUGUUUUUCAUAUUUUGUUUUAGCACUUGUUUUCUCAGAUCAUUGCGGCUGUUUGAUUCAUAAUAUUUAUGCCUCAUCUUACUUCCUCUGAAAUUUCAUCCAGUAAUUGUCUUCUCUCAAAUUCCUUGCUCAUCCUAUUUUCCAAAUAAUUUCAUGACCAAUCUCUGCAUCUUUCUUUUUUUUUCUUCAUUUUCAUGACUUAUUAAUGAUUACUUCUAAAAUUUUCUUCUGUAAUCUAAUUCGCCUAUUGGAUAAAAUUUUGAUGAAAAAAAUUAUCUAUAUCGGUCAAAUUUAAAGUUCAGAAAAAGACUGACUUCAAACAAGAUCCUUCAUGCAUCGACAGGAAAAGUGUUACCACCGAAGUCUCUUAUAAUCAAAUUCUGUCUAACUGAUAACCUUGAAAAAAAAAAGAAAAUUUUGUAGUCGUGCCUAACAAGGCUCCAGCUUCAGAUUUGAUAUUUGCGGCUUAUUCAUGUUAUCAAGAAAAGUUUUCUUUUUUUAUAUCAUGUAUGAGCCGAUAUAUUUUUUUCUAAUUUUCAAUUUCAUUCUUUGCUCACCAAAACAUUUUUGCCCAUAUGAUUUCAAUUUCUAUCGAUGCACUAUGAAUGUAGCAAACCAAAAGAGGAACUGAAAAACAAGAGAAAUGGGAUACUGCAAGUGCAUUUGAACCAAUUAACAGCGAUUCCGUCAUUCGACGCGAAUGUCCAAUUUCAAACACAUUUACCAUAUGGCUUUCACGCGUAAAUCCUUCGUUGAAGAUUUUUUUAUCGUUGUAAAGUUUUUUUAUUACGAGAUAAAUGGGGUUUUUUUAUUGAAAAAAAUUGUACGCAACAGGAAUUUUUUUAUGGAUCGUAUUUUUGAGAAUAGACAAAAAAAUAAACAGAAUUGGAGGAAACCGUGCCAUUGGUUACCGACGUGUGUGCUCUCACGCGCGACCUUGUGUUUGGAUAGGAGACUCGUCGGCAGUCCAUUUCUUCUCGACCUCUGCCCCUCCAAUCGAUUUCACCCAAAUAUGAUCGACAUCCGCAGGUUUUUUUUUUCAAUUCCUAUGAGGAAUAUUCCGAAAACCGAUCCAACUUCAAAUGGCAAAGCAGGCGUUUUUGAUCCACGAGAUUUUUCACGGGCUGUUCGGAACAGCUUGAUGCAGUUUUCAGAGGACCAAUAAACGUUUUUUUGGUAGAUAAUCGCUACAAAAACGCGCGAAAUUUCGAUAUUUCAUUGUAAGAAAAAGUAACAAGAGAUAAUGAGAAAAAAAUUAUUAAAAGGCGAUCCAUUCUUGCGUAAGUCCAAAGUUAUAAUAUAAUUCUGUCGGGUACGCAAAGAGCGAACUUGACGACAAGUAAGGGAAAAAUUCAGUCAUUCCAUGAUUAAAAAAAUCCUCCACCUUUGUCCAUUUUUCUUUUCAUUUUUUUAUGUAAAUGUUCUCAAAAAAAUCACUUCACGACCUACAUAUUUUUUUGAAAGUUAAUGAAUUCAAAAGUUUUUUUCGAAAAAAAUAUAAUUACUUUUUAACCUACAUAUAAAUAUUAAAAAAAUUAUACCUUUUUUUCGUUUUCGCUUCCUUUGAGUUGUUUGGUUCGGACUCGCAAUAAUCGAUUACAGUUCCACAAUUAUUUUUUUCUUCUGUUGACUUAUUGCUUUUUUUCUUAUUUCGAGAGUAAAAAAACUAAUUUUUGAGCAAUUUUUUUCAAUUUUAAGUUCAAAAAAAAGUUAGUUAUAGGCUACAUGUAUUCUCUGAAAGAAUUUCCAAGAUUUCUUUCUUUUUUUAGCUUCAAAAAUCAAACGUUUGUUGAAGAAAAAUUUUCUUCCGCUCCCAAUCUCUUCACAAGCUGAAUUAAAAGAAAAAAAAAUGGAAUUUAGGUUCGAUGUUUACCGCAAGGUACCAAAAGACCUCACCCAGCCAACAACGGCUGGCGCUGUUAUUUCUCUCAUCUGCGUGGUUUUCAUCACAUUCAUGAUUUUCAACGACGUGCUAGCCUACGUCUUCAUCGACAUGUGAGGCUGAUAUGAAACUAGUACAAAAAGUCUUCUCAGAAAAAGCGAGUUAUACGUGGACGAUCCUGGACGCGUGGGCAAAAUCGACGUCGAAGUGAAUGUCUCGUUUCCUUACAUGGCAUGUGAAUGUGAGCGUCCGACUUAUUUUGAUGAACUUUUGGACCUUUUGCAGAUCUUGGCGUGGACAUUCAAGAUGAGAACGGAAGACAUGAAGUUGGGUUCAAAGAUCAGACUACAAAGAUAACUUUGGAAGAACACGGCGGAUGCAGAUUUGAAAGCAAGUUUGAAAUAAAUAAGGUUUUGAAAAUUUUUUUUAUCGGACCAUCUUUAACGGAGGAAUCUUCAGAUCCCGGGAAAUUUUCAUUUAUCGACACAUUCGGCAGCAGCUCAACCUGAUUCUUACGACAUGAGGCAUAUCAUUCACUCCAUCACAUUUGGAGAUGACGUUACUGUAAAAAAAUAUUUGUGAUUAAAUGAAAUUACAGAAAAAGUUUCAGAAAAAGAAUCUGAAAGGGAGUUUCGAUCCGUUGCGCGACAAAGAUACCACGAAAGAUGAGCCCCUUUAUACUCAUGAGUACAUUUUGAAGGUGAGAAAGUCGAAAAUCUAAUUCAUACUCCUGUUUCAGAUUGUCCCUUCGGUUUAUGAAGACAUCUCCGGUCACAUAACGAACAGUUACCAGUACACGUUCGGACAUAAGGCUUAUGUGACCUAUCACCAUUCUGGGAAGAUUAUUCCUGCGAUUUGGUUCAAGUACGAACUUCAGCCGAUCACUGUGAAGCAAACGGAAAGACGACAAUCUUUCUACACGUUCUUAACAUCGGUAAGGGUUAUAUCGACUUUGUAAAAAAUAUUGAGUUUGAUCAGAUAUGCGCUGUAGUUGGAGGGACGUUCACUGUGGCGGGAAUCAUUGAUUCUUCAUUUUUCACAAUUACGGAGAUGUUGAAAAAACAUCAAUUGGGUAAACUUACAUAGAUCCUUGAGAAAUGAGAAUAGUUUGUUUUUUUAGAUUGCUAAAUUCACUGUCAUUUCGUUGUUUCAACUUAAAUUAUGUAUAUUUCAUUCACCGCUAGUUUGAAAAAACCAAAUGAGGAGCUAAACUAUUUUUUUUACAUCAUAAUUUAUUCGUUCUAGGUUAACGGGGAAUGGAAUAUGUUUGUUCUACGUUGUGUCCUACUCGGGAUUUCUCAUGUAUUCAACAUUUUUGUUGAAAUUUUUUAAAGUCAUCUCUAGAGAAUUUCUAUAUUUUUUUUUGUUAUUCAUGUUUUCCUUGCGAUUUUCACUCUUUACCGUGUCUUUAAAGCAGAUUUAUGGGUUUUUUCUUAUUUUUGAAGUAUUGCCAAGGGAAAUGUUGUAAAUAGGAGAAUAAAAAAUUGUUCGUUUUGCACGUAGUCUGGGAAGAGACGCGAUAUCGGGACAAAUUGGAACAUGACCUUUUCUCGAAACUGUGGGCGGUUGACCCAGCUAAAGAGCGUAUCAAAUCCAUCGGUUUAUUCUGUUCUCUUCUCUACUGGCGACCAUGGAUUCGCUGCAAACCAUCGUUCUGCUGCUAUGUUUUGUUGGAAUGGCUGACGCUAUGAUGUGCAACAUAACGGUCAAGUUCCGGCUAGAAAACCACGAGAAGGUCUUUUACAAAAAAUCUCCUUAUCAGUAUUCAAAAAAAUGCUUUUACAGACUCGCGUUGACCUUCUAGUUCCUGCUUUGGAAAUUAUGUCGGAACCAGUCGUUUUGACUGAAUGGAAAGAAGAAAAGCACGUAAAGGUCAGACCGCGGAACGAUUAGGAAUUAAAUGAUCAAGUUCAGAUUGUGGGAGAAAACUGCGAGAGAAAGCCGUGGAUCUUCAUGACUUACGUUUGGAAAAACGGAGAUUGGGAGUUCAAGAAGAAGGCGCAGACCAAGUUGAUGGGCAACGGAUGGUUGGUGGAAAUUUAAAAAAAAAAUCAUAUUUUCAAAAUGUCAGGAUCAUGAUUCUCAUCAAUGACGAUUUCAACAUUGUACCCGUUGAUCGGUAUGGAAUCGCUUGCGCAGAAGGAACUUGCGGGUAA
Molecule: messenger RNA, 9454 nt
Organism: Caenorhabditis auriculariae
Lineage: Eukaryota; Metazoa; Nematoda; Chromadorea; Rhabditida; Rhabditidae
Source: the annotation of a GenBank genome assembly